Messenger RNA from Morchella importuna, 1182 nucleotides. RefSeq lists its product as uncharacterized. The record is from RefSeq and is a predicted model, not a curated record. Lineage: Eukaryota; Fungi; Ascomycota; Pezizomycetes; Pezizales; Morchellaceae. Bases 1 to 1182 code for a protein of 393 amino acids. The transcript has 6 exons. Gene Ontology annotation, molecular function: FAD binding.
AUGACACAAUUAAACGCAAAACCAAAGGCCGAGGAAUCAGCACCACUCCAUGUACUGAUCAUUGGUGCCGGAGUGGUCGGCACCACCCUCGCUCAAGCUCUUCGCAAGUAUAAUAUUCCAUUCACAGUGUUCGAGCGCGACAUUUCCGCCACUUCCAGAGGGCAAGGCUGGGGAAUCACAAUCCACUGGGCGCUUCCAAGCCUGGACAUAUGCCUCCCCACACAUAUCCGAGAGAAGCUCUCCGAUAUUCAGACAGGGGCAGUGGAAAGUAAGGUGCCGCCGAACAAAAGGUUAAGGAUCAAGAGGGAGGGAUUGAGAAAGUUGUUGUCUGAGGAUAUUCCUGUUCAGUGGAACAAGAAGCUUGUAAAUUUUGAGACCACGGACAACGGUGUGACAGCGUUCUUUGAAGAUGGGACUACAGCAUCAGGGAGCAUCAUUAUUGGCGCUGAAGGGUCGAGAUCUCGAACCCGUGAAAUAAUUUGCCCAGAUAUGUAUCAGCUGCAGCCUCUCCCAAUCCGGAGCAGUGGGCUCGCAGUUCAAUUCACGCCUGAACAGGCCGCUCCGCUCCGAGCCUAUGAUCCGCUCCUAUUCCAGGGAAUGCAUCCAGUGACCGAGGCCUUUCUCUGGUUCUCCACGAUCGACACACCACAAACCAAUGCAACAGGUGGAGAUUACUAUACCAUCCAACUCAUCAUCUCCUGGCGACCCGCACCCGGCGAGGAAGCACCAAGAAACUCGACAGAGAGACUCGAGAAAAUGAAGCAGCAAGCAGCUGAGUUUGCAGAGCCUUUUAGAAGUGCUAUAAUGGCUGUUCCCGAGGGGACGGAGGUGACCGAUGUCAGACUGGCAGAUUGGCCAUGUCUAGAGUGGGAUAAUCGGCAUGGAAGAGCGACGCUGGUGGGAGAUGCCGCACAUGCUAUGACUAUGUACCGCGGAGAGGCUGCGAAUCAUGGAAUUAUGGAUGCGGCAAAGUUGGUGGGUAAGUUGGUAGAGGUUCAUGAGGGAAAGGUGGGGUUGAGAGAAGCAGUGGAUGAUUACGAGGAAGAAGUUCGGGCGAGAACAAGGCCGGCGGUGUUGUUGAGUAGAAAGGCCUGUAUAGAUGCCCAUGAUUGGAAAACAGCGAUGGGGGGAGAGUCCCCAUUGUUGGCAAGAAGAGCGGUGUCAUUGACGAAGGAUGCCUAG